This is a messenger RNA of Rhagoletis zephyria (snowberry fruit fly), 2625 nucleotides long. RefSeq names its product Aldehyde dehydrogenase type III (gene Aldh-III). Gene Ontology annotation, molecular function: aldehyde dehydrogenase (NAD+) activity. Lineage: Eukaryota; Metazoa; Arthropoda; Insecta; Diptera; Tephritidae. Gene Ontology annotation, biological process: aldehyde metabolic process. Gene Ontology annotation, cellular component: cytoplasm. The record is from RefSeq and is a predicted model, not a curated record.
CAAUAAGCUGUCAGUUAGGUUUUGAUUUCAGUUAUCGGUGCACACAAGUCGCUUAUUAACGCAAAAUCAACGGCCAAGCUCAUCUGCCUAGUAUUUGGCAAUUCACUAUUGCUUGCUUCAAUACAGUAGAUUUGUAAUAUUUUACGUGAAAUUCAAAAUAUAACAGCAAACUGGAGCAGACGGUAAAUUACAAUUACAGAAACAUCCAAUAAACGGACUUGUGUAUCUACUGCACUGAUUAUAAAAUGAGUGCUGUUGUAAACUUAGACAACGCCAACAAGUUGUUUGUGUCAUCUACUACCAUAGUGAUACCUAAUACUAAUAAUAAUAAUAAUAAUAACGUUAUUGAAAAUAAACGAAUCAACAACAAUAAUGAUGGCGCCGCAAUCAUCGAGAUUGAUAACGCAAUCGUUGCCGAUAACGAACGGUUCAACAAAAUGGCAAAUUUCGAAGAUAUUGUGCAAAGAUGUCGCACCGCGUUCGCCAGUGGAAAAACAAAAGACGUGAAUUUCAGGCGUAAACAGUUAGAGAGCCUUUUAAAGAUGUAUGAGGACCAUGAAACUGAAAUGAUUCAAGCACUGGAUGCAGACUUGCGACGCCCCAAGCAAGAAAGUUUAGUUGUUGAAACAGAAUUUCUCAAGAACGAUAUCAAACACAUAUUAUAUAACCUUAAUGAUUGGGUAAAACCCGAAACACCUGAAAAAUCGUUGGUGAAUUUACUGGACGAUGUACAGAUCUUCAAUGAUCCCUAUGGUGUAGUUCUAGUGAUUGGUGCAUGGAAUUAUCCACUACAACUGCUACUUGUGCCAGUGGCAUCGGCUAUAGCUGCAGGAAAUUGCGUCGUAAUUAAGCCAAGUGAAAUUUCCACCAACUGUGCUAAAUUCGUUACAGAAAUGGUACCAAAAUAUUUAGACAAUGAUUGCUAUCCAGUUGUAUGUGGGGGACCCACGGAAACCGCUGAAUUGUUGAAACAACGUUUUGACUACAUUUUCUACACUGGCUCCACAAGAGUGGGUAAAAUAAUACAUGCCGCUGCCAAUAAGUAUCUAACGCCAGUAACUUUAGAAUUGGGCGGCAAAAGUCCCUGCUAUAUUGACAAAUCAGUUGAAUUGCGCACAGCUGCUAAACGCAUACUUUGGGGUAAACUUAUCAAUUGUGGUCAAACGUGCAUUGCGCCCGAUUAUGUGCUGUGCUCGAAGGAAAUCCAAGAUAAGUUCAUUGCCGAGGCAAAAGAAGUGCUCAAAGAGUGGUAUGGCGAGGAUAUCAAAAGCAGUCCGGAUCUCAGUCGUAUUAUUAAUCAUAAUAAUUUUCAACGCUUACUUGGACUGAUGAAGAGCGGCAAGGUUGCUGUCGGUGGAAAUUAUGAUGCUUCUGAACGAUAUAUUGAGCCAACCAUACUAACUGAUGUCAAAACUGACGACCCCAUUAUGCAAGAGGAAAUAUUCGGACCGCUUUUGCCAAUUUUCACAGUAGAAAAUGCCUACGAUGCAAUUAAAUUCAUCAAUUCCAGAGAAGCACCACUUUGCGCGUAUAUAUUCACAGCGGACGCUGCGGUACAAAAUUUAUUUAAACGUGACAUCCAAUCGGGCGGAAUGUGUAUGAAUGAAACUAUAAUGCAUUAUGCUGUCGAUACAUUGCCUUUUGGCGGCGUUGGAUCUAGUGGCAUGGGACGCUAUCACGGUAAAUAUGGAUUUGAAACAUUCACACAUAAGAAAUCGUGCCUUGGAAAGGAUUUGAACCCAUUGGGCGAACUCUUAGCAUCUGGUCGUUAUCCGCCUUAUUCAGAUCGUAAAUCUUCGCUAUUGGGUUUUCUGCUGCGCAAACGUCGACCCUUUCCGAAAAUAUACCUGUCACAUUUAUUAGCCGUGGGACUGGGUAUUGGCAUCACAGUACUUUUUACUCAUUAUUUACAGGCGAUAAAAGGAAAAUUAUUUUCACGAUAAUAUUGCUCUUCCUAUGGCCGAUUUAUAUAUGUACAUGCAUUAUAUUGAUCAACACAUUCACCAUACAAGCUUUGAUGGUUUUGCUUAUAUAUAUACAUACAUAUUUAUGUACGAGUGGGCUUUUCGAUGAUCAGCAUCUCAUCGUGGUGGUGUCUUAAACUGGUACAUACAUGUAUACAACUGUGUCUAUGUUUUUUACAAGGCGCUCCAGCACAUUAAUAUACUUAUAAUUACUCAAUAAGCUAUAGUUUGCACCUUAAUUCACGAAAAUCCUUUCUAUAUCAACUUAGUACACAUUUAUUCAUUAAUUAAAUAUAACCUAUAAAAAUCUAUUAAAAACUAAAAUGUAUUUGCAAACAUAAAAUACUACAUAAAACACAAUCUGUGGAAGUUUUUGUUUUGUAUUUGCGCUAAAUGCAUAAAUCCUAAAAGUAGAGCUAAAAUUUAUCGCAUACAUACAUAUAUAAAUUGUAUUUACUUACAAAUAUUUUUAUUAUCCUUUUGCAGAGUGGUAACGAUAAGAAAUGAUUGUUCAUUAAGAAAACUUAGUUAUACUAUCAAAUGCUGAAUGUGAAAUAAGCAGGUCGUUGACUUGAAAUAUGUACAUACAUAUAUGUUUUUCUAAAAAUGUUAUUUAAUAUAUAUUGUAAACUUAUUUUAUAUGUAAUAAAAAUAAAUAAAA